Humulus lupulus (European hop) is the source of this 1266-nucleotide messenger RNA. Its product is annotated as GDSL esterase/lipase At3g48460-like. The record is from RefSeq and is a predicted model, not a curated record. The coding region runs from base 1 to 1266 and encodes 421 amino acids. The transcript has 2 exons. Gene Ontology annotation, molecular function: hydrolase activity, acting on ester bonds. Lineage: Eukaryota; Viridiplantae; Streptophyta; Magnoliopsida; Rosales; Cannabaceae.
AUGACAACCCCAAACCAUUUGGUGCAAUUUCAAAUUGCACUCUUUGUCAUCUUGGUCUCAUUCUCUUUCACCUAUACACACACCCCACCACAUGAGGCUUCUCCCACGCCACCCCAACAACAACAAUCUCCGCCAUCACCACAACAACAAUCUCCUCCAAAGUCUCCUUCUCAAACAACAGUGGAAUACAAAGGAUGUUGGUCGAAGGUCUUUGCGUUCGGAGACUCGAACACAGACACUGGUAAUGGCUACUUGAUUGGAGGUUUAAAAUCCUUUACAAGCACCUCAUUCUCCAAGUCAUUCUAUAGUUCAUCAUCCAAUGGUUACUUGAAAGGACACAGGCUUUCCAACGGUCGAUUAAUCGUCGACCACUUGACUGAAUCUCUGUCUUGUCCCUCCUUAACGGCGUACAAAUCAUCUUCAGUCAAUUUCGACUACAACGGCAGUGUCAACUUCGCCAUUGCAGGGACUUCGACUCUGUCUAGGGACUACUUCUACAACAACAACAUUGGCCACACCUUCAUGUGGAGCCGAGUUCCAGAGAGUUACCGGACUGAGAUAACUUGGUUCAACACCUAUCUUGUUGAAAGGAGUAAGAGACAUGGUUCUCAAGCUUGUCGAAAAGACAUGGCUAACACCCUCUUCUGGGUUGGUGGAGUUGGAGGCAAUGACUACCUCCGCGCGUACGGAUCUUCCAUUACCUCUCGCAUGCUUACUGACCUUUCUGUUGGUCACGUAUCCAAAAUUCUAAAGACAUUGUUAGACCAAGGAGCUCUGUACAUAGUCGUACAAGGGCUGCCACCAUUGGGAUGUCUUCCGUCGCAGCUAUCAAUGUGUCCAAUGACCGACCGCGACGAAAUGGGAUGUUCUAAGGCCACCAACAACCUGGUAAAAGUUCACAACAAACACCUUCAACUAAGAUUAGACCACUUCAGAAGACGGUAUCCAUACGCAAUGAUAGCCUAUGCAGACACCUACGGUGCUUACGAGGCCAUACUGGCCAACUACAAAGCAUACCAUUUCCAGGAGCCAUUCAGAGCUUGUUGUGGCUCCAAUGAAGGUGGUGCUUAUAACUUCGACGUCCAUUGCCUUUGCGGGUCUCCAGGGACGUCCACUUGUAAGAACUCCGGUCAGUACAUGAGCUGGGACGGUAUCCAUUUCACAGACUCCAUGAACGGACAACUCACUGAACAUUUCCUCAACAAAGGUUACUGCCAGCCUUCGUUUGAGGAACUUGCCAAGAAGAAGAAAAUGCAUGUAGAAUAG